GGCAGCUCAUCAGUCCAGUCGCCAGCGGAGCCCGAGACGACGGAUGCGCGGGAGCCUUGGCGUUUUUACAGCUGCGUAAAACCGUUACCAUUACCACUUGUACCAUCUCCGGCCAUGAAAACGGUCCUCCAACUCCUCCAGCUCCUCGGAGUGCUCGUCUGCAGCGGCCAAGCGGCCCUGCAGGUGUCCAUAUCCUUAAACAAAGUGGAGCUGAGUGUGGGAGAAUCCAAGUUCUUCAUCUGCACAGCUAUUGGCGAGCCGGUGAGACUAGAAUGGUUCAACCCUCAAGGCGAGCGGAUCGUGGCGUCCCGGAGAAUGGCCCUCCACACAGAGGCGUCCAGAUCGCGGCUCAUCAUUUACAACGCCAUCAUCGAAGACGCAGGGAUUUACCGCUGCCAGGCAACGGACGCCAACGGGCACACGGAGGAGGCGUCCGUGGUGCUGGAGAUAUACCAGCGGUUGACGUUCCGGGAUGUCCAGUCUCCGCAGGAGUUCCGGCACGGGGAGACGGCCGAGGUGGUGUGUGAUGUCAUCAGCUCCCCAGUCCCGGCUGUGGUGUGGUACUACCAAGACCGCGAGAUCACAGAGGAGCCCCAUAGCAGGUACAUGGUGCUGCCCAAUAACAACCUUCAGAUCCAUCAAGUAACCAAAGCGGAUGAAGGAGUGUACCGAUGUGAAGCUAGCGUCGAGGCUAGAGGGGAGAUAGACUUUGUGGAUAUAGCCGUGGUCGUCAACGUGCCUCCGGUUUUGUCGGUUUUCCAACAGUCGUUCAACGCCACGGCCGAUUACCAGGAGUCCGUCACGUUCACCUGCAUCACCUCCGGAUCCCCUGACCCUCUGGUAACGUGGCACAGAAAAAGCCAGCAGUUGGAGCCGUCGGAGCAGUACAUCCUGAGUCGAUUAGAAGGAGGAAGGAGCAUGCUAACCAUCAGGAAUAUUCGACAAUCGGACGGGGGGACCUACUCAUGCCGGGCGACGAAUAAAGCCGGCGUCCAGGAGAGGGAGCUGUUUCUAAAAGUGUUCGUCCAACCUCACAUCCUCCAGCUGAAGAACGUGACGGCGGUGGAGGGCAGCGCCGCCAUGAUCUCGUGCCUGGCCGAGGGGGAGCCGCUGCCCGAGGUGUCCUGGAGGAGAGCCAGCGACGGGCAGACCUUUAUGGACGGGCUCAGGAGUUCAGACAGUCGCGUGGAGGUCAGAGGUCGUCAUGGUAAAUCCGAGCUCACCAUCAGCGGGGUGAAGCUGACCGACCUGGGCCGCUUCGACUGCGAGGCUCUGAGCAGGAUCGGGGGCCACCAGAAGAGCAUGUUCCUGGACAUCGAGUACAUCCCAAAGUUCCUGACCAAUCACACGGUGUACUUCUCGUGGGAGGGUAACCCGGUGAACAUCAGCUGCGACGUCAUGUCCAACCCCCCGGCCACCAUGCUGUGGAGACGAGAACGCUUCACCAUCCCCACGGAGGGCACGCACAACACCAGGAUCCACAGCGCCGAGGGCAAGUCCGUGCUGGAGGUGACGCCGAUGUCUGACCGGGAUUUUGGCCGCUACAACUGCACGGCUCGCAACAACAUCGGCGUUCGAUACCAGGAAUUCAUUCUGGCACAAGCAGAUGUGCCGUCUAACCCUCACUCGGUGCGGCUGUCGGCGGUCUCCCAGCGCCUGGCAACCGUGACAUUCAUGACCCCCGACUCUCACGGAGGAGUGCCCAUCAACUACUACCUGGUGCAGUACAGAGAGGCCGGAUCACUGGAGUGGAGGGACGUGCGCUCACACAGUGUACAGACGACGGUGGUGCUAACGGGGCUCGAGCCCAACACGACGUACGAGGUGAGGGUGUCGGCGGUGAACGGGAAGGGUCAGGGGGAGUUCAGCCACACGGAGAGCUUCCAGACGCUGCCCAUCAGAGAGCCCAGCCCCCCCGCAGUGCACGGGCAGAGGGGCGUGGGCAAGGCCUACAGGCUGGGACUGGUCAAGCAGGACGACGGGGGCAUGCCCAUAGUGGAAUACAUCGUCAAGUACAAAACGGAUAAAGAGGAGCAGUGGAUGACAAAGUUGGUUCCGGGGGCUCAGGACUUUGCGAUGCUGCAGCCGCUUCAGUGGAACACCAGAUAUGAAGUAGAGAUCACAGCGAGAAACGUCAAAGGACUGUCAGAGCCGACCUUCUACCAGUUCUUCAUGCCUCAGAAACCGGACAUCACAGCAGAAUCCCUGUUCAGCGGCCUGGGUCUGGGGGCCGUGGUGGGGCUCGGUCUGGGCGCUCUGCUGCUCCUCCUGGUUCUCGUGGACGUCAGCUGCUUCUUCCUGAGACACUGCGGCCUGCUCAUGUGCAUCACGCGGACCCUCUGCGGCAAAAAGACCGCCACCGGGGGCAAGGGCAAGGAGCUGGAGGAGGGCAAGGCGGCAUACCUGUACACCUACAACAGCAGCCCAACCACCUUUUCAACCACAGAAGUUACCGCUGAAGGAAGAAAAUGGAAAAGAGUCUCUCAAGCCGGAUACGAUUGAAAUCAAAGUGCACAGUGACAACAGUCUGCACACACAGCCCAACAUCAGCAAAGCGUAAAAAACACACGAGACGUUUCCCCUCCCUCGUCACCAAAAGAACAUUCGGAUUACGAGACCAAAACCCAGAGAAACAACGAUACUGGAGUCCAAUAGCAUAUCUGUUUAGCAAAUGCCCCCGCAGCAGGCAUGUGUACAUAGGAAUAAUAGAGAGAAAACCGAUCAGACGGGCCGACCUUUUCAACGCCCGGAGUGAUAAGUGUAUCAGUGGAAGGUUAUUCUGUGAUCUAUGUCCAUUAAUUUGGUCCUUUUUUUUUUUUUUUGUCUCCCGUUACUACGGUUCAGGCUGCAGUUCUGAACCCCGGCGCGCCCUCAGCAGUGAUAAUGCUAGCUUUUCUUUUGUUAGAGCUAACGCGCAGGCGGCCAAACGCUCUGCUUCAUAGAAUUCAGAUUUAUUCGAAGCGGUGCUAAUAUUUUGUUCUUUCAUUUUGACUUUAUUUUUUGGGUUGCGUAUCAGUCUUUAGUGUUGUGUGUUUCCGGGAGCUUAGUAUCAACUAGCUCCGUGUUGACAUAGCUAACACAACAAAAGUGAGACCGUUAUGUAAAGAUUACCGCACCAUUGGCUAAUAACCUUUAUGUUGGCUAAGCUAGCGUAUUCUGCUCAGUUAAAUUCAGAAUAUUUUUGACUCAGCUGGUAUUUCGUCUAUAUUUUUUAAGUAGACAUCUUUUUGAAAUAUCUUAGUUAACUUGUCAACUAAGCAUGCUAGCAUUGCGUGAACACAGGUAACACAGAACACAGAACUCACUCAUAGCAUUUUUGAGCUGUAUUGAACUCUGUAGCCCUAGCGUCAUGCUCCCAGCCCUUUAGCUUUUGUUAGCUUAAGCCAGUGCACAUACCAACCAUCUUUCCAGGUGACAUCUCAAACCUUGCUAUGCCUUUAAAGCUGCUCCGGUGUCAUAUUAACGAGCAUCUGAAGCUAAAGGAUAUUGUUUUUCUUCUUUUUUUAAUGCUAACUAGCUUUAGCAGCAACGUAAACAGGUUUCAGCGCAAGUUAGCAAAACAAACCGACUCAAAUUAGCAACGGGAAGGAGUGUUUAUCCGUAACUUCAGAUGGCAUAGGUUAUUGUCGUCAACGUUCACUUCACAAUGAGACCGCACUGACACGGUUAGCGCCAUGAUUGAAACCGUAUAUUGUAUUCUCUUCUUGCGUGUGCACAAAUACGUUCAGUCACUCCUCAACGAACUGUCGCCAGAGGUGAACUGCACUGCAAGCUCAUUUCCUCCCUCAAUACACAACUUGGAAAAUUAAUGUCUUUCUGUUGCAUUGGGCCUGAACGGUGGCGUGAUGUAACAUUUCUGUAAAAGCCAGGAUAUGAGCGAUGGCUUCGGGGCUGCAGGCACGGGAACAGAUUCAUACACAAAUGGAUCAAUGGCUUGUUUUUGUUUCUUCAUCACUGUCUGGGACUUCUUACCACGUGCGGGCUGAUCUCUCUAAUGUUGUCAUGUGUUGUACAUACGUUGAAAAAAAAAGUAUUUUACAAAGCUUUUAUGUAAAUAUACCCAGAGGGAUGUGUGUUUUUCAAAUGCAAUGACUAUUUCCCCCCAUUCCCUCAGAUGAAAAAUAGUUUCUUUCUGUUUGUGUUUUGGUCGGAACUUCAGUAAUGGUGCAAUAUUACUUUUUUCAUGCCAUUUGCUUUCCCGUAAAAAAAGAAUCCAUGGCCUAAAGCAAUUUCGCGAUUUCAACGAAGGCAGUAAUUCCAGCAUUAGCGUGCCUUCUCUAACCCCACCCCUCUUUAGACCAUCGAAUGCGUUUUACAUUUCAACAACAACAGGCUGUCACAAGUUGAAGUCGGUCGUAGCCGUGAAUUCUGGGAAGUGUAGUUUCGAGGUAGGCGACACUGGACAGGUAUAGUCACGUAUUUUCGGACUGUGAAUAGAGGGAUUGUUAAUUGUCUGUGUGAAUGUGUGUGUGCGCGCAUACAUGCAUGGACCAGGACGACACGAGGUUGCGUCCAUAUGAAUCAGGUUGCAUGUAUGUGCGUUGAAUGUAUCCGAACGCACCGUAUCGGGUUUUACCUCUGUGUACAUUUGUGUGCGUGUUUACAUGAAACAUCAUAAAUAAUGUCACGAUAGCAGAUUUUAUUUUGGUAAGUUAUUGUUUUAAAUUAAAGUCUAUUGAAUGGUGUAAUAUGCAACUUAAAGGGGUUACAUAUAGACCUAUAAGGACAACGCGUUCCAAAGAUGUCAAUAACUGAUUAACAUGACCUUCUAAAGUGCAUGUUACAUCGCCUUUAACCACUAGAUGGAGUCAUGAGCCGCGAGGAGAUUUCUUUUUUUAAUUCUUUAUCGACCAUUUCCAACCAUAGAAAGUAAAAAAAGAGGUGGACUGAGUUAAUGUGACGUCACCCGUAGCGCUCGGGUCCAGUCAAAUGAAGCUCAUCGAUGCUAGCAGUGAUAGCGGCGAAUUUGGAGCCGAGUGGCCGUAUUUGGAAUUCCGACCGCGAGUAUCAUAGCAACCAAAAAGUCAGUCCUGAGCGAAGCUGUUGAAGGUACACGCCUCAUUCCUGUCCGCGCCGCUGGUUUAGCUUAGCGCCGCUUAGCAACACUGUCAAUCAAAUCUGUUGCUAACGCUAACAGGAGCAACCUCGGGGAAAGAAGGCAGCUGAUUUGUCUGUUAUUAAUGUUCACAUCUUGAUUCACGGACAAAAUGGCUAAAUAAAAAUACCAGGAUUGUGUAGAGCGUGUUUUCAGGCUAGCACGUUAGCUAUGUCCAUUUAUAUAUACAGUCUGUGUUUCUAACUUAAUUUAUCAGUAUAUUGUUUUAAUUUUUAUUGGCAAACUUUUUUUUAAAUCUUGUUUUGUUACAUUUGACAAAGCUACACGCUAACAUUAGCCUACUGAAGUUGACUGGCCGUCCGAAAGAGCGUUUUUUUUUUUGUGCUAUUCCAGGUGUUUCGUUUAAUCAAGGUCUAUUUCCACGCAUGCCUACACUCUUUCUAUGAUUACCACUACAUGGACUGAUGAGCUACUUUAAAUUUAAACUUCUUUUCCUCUUUUUUCACCGCCAUCUUGAAUUUGUUUUGUACCAAAUACCGGUCGACACUUUGACACUCUAAACUGCAAAGUUAGUUGACGCCAUAUGGUGCUGAUCAGCCGAAAGACGUUCCCGGACUACAUGUAAUCCCUUUAAAGUCAUUUGAGUGUGGCUCGCAUUCGUCUUUGACAGUGGAACAGUGCCAGAGCUCUCACAGUGAGUUAGGGAGUGCGCUCCGAUAGCUAAAACCUGAUUAUGUACUUGUCCACAGUGAUUAAUUUCUCGCGGCUGCGGCACUCCAUGCAUGUGUCUGCAGGCUCCCCCCGCCUCCCUCCACCUCUCCUCUCCUCUUCAUCGUUUUUUAUCAAGCCUUCCGUAGCGCUGGCUUUGUUUUCUUGUACCUUGCAUAUCUCAAAUGGAUGGUCCUGCCAUGGAAGCGGCGCGGCUGCCUGUUACGACAACUGUAAAUAUGGGAGCACAGUGCCUGGAGGCUGGGACGAUUUGUACAUGUUCUUUUGUAUUUGAAUAUGAACUCUCCCCCUCAGCUGCCCGCUCCUCCGUGAUCCCUUCUUUUGCGUGGGGGUGUUACAGGUGUGGUUGAGCUCAGUGUAUGUCUCCCCCCUCCUCGUCCCCCUCUUGGACUGUCCCACCGAGCGCGCUCAGUGCAGGAGCUGGGAUCUAGUGAUGUCUCUCUGUACGUACCUGUGGAACACUUGUGACUCCUGUCAUUGGCCGCUGUAAAUAAAC
Molecule: messenger RNA, 6281 nt
Organism: Periophthalmus magnuspinnatus
Lineage: Eukaryota; Metazoa; Chordata; Actinopteri; Gobiiformes; Gobiidae
Product: neural cell adhesion molecule 2-like
Exons: 18
Coding region: 115-2502 (795 amino acids)
Biological process (GO): cell adhesion
Cellular component (GO): membrane; neuron projection
Molecular function (GO): protein binding
Source: RefSeq, a predicted model, not a curated record